UUGCUGGGGGAUGUGGCGCUUACCAGUGUAAAUCUGUCCAAGUGAACACGAUUAGCAGCCGCGAUCCAGAAGAGUGACCCAGGCGUCAGGAAGGAAGACGGGAUUUGGACGAGCUCGACACAGCGCAGCUACAUCAUAAUUCAUUGCUUGGCUCACGGUGUUGCUAUGGCAGCAGUGCCCGUGGAAACGGGUACACGAGGCAAGAUGGCAGCCUUCCUGCACUGGAGCUGUGAGGACGUGGCCACAUGGAUCGAAUCCCUGGGUUAUCCGCAGUACAAGCUGUGUUUUACUGAGAAUUUCAUCGAUGGUAAAAAACUCCUCUAUGUCAACUGUCAUUAUCUUCCUAGACUGGGCAUAACUGAUUUUGAACAUAUGAAGGACAUCUCCCGGCACGUGCGUCAGCUCCUGGAUAUCAACGAGCCUCAGUGGAACCGGAGCAUCGCACUGCCCCGCAGGGAUGAUAUGGGUCUAUUCUUAGAGAGGAAGAGUCAGACGGGAGUCCGGGCAGAUUCGCUCACCUACACCCAGUUCCUAGGAGCAGAAAAAACUAGCCGUCCCUGAGCGGCUUCCAUUUCAAAUAUAGCAGAUCCAGCCAAACAACGGAAGUUUAAUGAGACAUUUUCAAUUGCUAGUGCGACCUAAAAAAUUGCAUUAGGAAAAAAAGAAAAUGUUUCCUAAUUUUUAAAUUAGACAGUUAUUAGGGUUUUCUUAGUAGAGCACUAGAGAAAUCGUCAGACCAAGAGUACUGGCACUAUUCUUAAAGUUUACUUUGAUGUGCACCAGAGGCAGUUAGAUAUAUAAAGAUAUAUUUUGAGUUUUAUUAUAGAAUAUUGAGCAAAAACUGUAGCAAAUGUGGCCUUUUAGAGUCAAUGGGAGCUGCAUCAAAACAGUACGUGGCAGACAUUACAAAAUUAUCCCACCCACUGCGGGGUUCAAGAUCUCAUCUCUCUCAUGACUAUUACUAUAAAGGUUGGUGCAGAUGCGUAGCGUUUGGAUCCAGGCGCUGUAUUGUUGCGAAUCCCAAUCCUCUAAGGGCCUGACCUGUAUUUCUGAACAAAAGAAGAAAAUGCUUGUAACAGUGUAUCUCCCAUCGCGACCGGAUACUGACACCAAUGUGGACAGAUGAACCAGAUUAGAUAAUAAAGCAAGACUUUAACACUG
Molecule: messenger RNA, 1161 nt
Organism: Brienomyrus brachyistius
Lineage: Eukaryota; Metazoa; Chordata; Actinopteri; Osteoglossiformes; Mormyridae
Product: sterile alpha motif domain-containing protein 15-like
Exons: 4
Coding region: 166-561 (131 amino acids)
Molecular function (GO): protein binding
Source: RefSeq, a predicted model, not a curated record